Molecule: messenger RNA, 645 nt
Organism: Ambispora leptoticha
Lineage: Eukaryota; Fungi; Glomeromycota; Glomeromycetes; Archaeosporales; Ambisporaceae
Source: the annotation of a GenBank genome assembly
AUGCCCAAAGAGAAACAACAGUCAGUCGGCGCUCUUACUAUUAGCCGCCUGAGUAAGCAAAUACGCGAUACCAAGCGAAUUCUUGAACAUGGAAGCUUGCCACCAAAUCUAAAAGUUGAGAAAGAACGCCGUUUAAAGGCACUCGAAGACGAACUUUUAAAAAAAAGGGCAAAAAAAAGAGCUAGUUCUGUGGAGAAUGAAAUGCGUCAAAAAUAUCGAAUGGUCAAGUUUUUGGAAGAAAAAAAGGUCACAAGAGAGAUUAAUAAAUUGACUAAACUCAAGAAUAAAGGAACUAACUUGUCUGAAGCAGAUAUUGCCAUGAUUGAAGGAAGAUUAAAACAACUAUAUGUGGAUUAUAAUUACAUCAAACAUUUUCCUGUUGGCCGAAAAUACAUAUCAUUAUACUCCAAGAUAGAAAGCAAAGACCCAAACAACGAUAAAAAGCGCCAAGAGAUUCGCGAACAAAUCAAGGAAAGUAUUGAGUCGAUGCGCAUUAAUUCGUUGGUGGAUCAAUAUAGAACUGAACUUGAAAAAGAAGUCGCCGAAAAAUUAGAGAAGGCUAAGGUUAAUAAGAAAAAGAGUGGAAAUUCAGAUGCAAACGAAGGGAAAUUGAAUAUUGAUCGUGAUGAUUUCUUUGACAUAUGA